AUGCAGAAGGACAUCGCACGCAUGUUCAGGAACUCCAGCCUCUUCCAGAGAACGCACACCAGCACUUUCUUCCUCAACCGCAUCAUCAGGCUUCAGGAGGUAGACAUAGCUAUGUGCAUCGUGGCGCCUGGCCCUGACUGGGUGUUUCCCCUCAGCGAGGCCCUGGCCGCCUCCCUGGUGAGCAGCGUGAACCACGCGCUGGGGGAGCUGCUGGACAUCUGGCAGCAGAUCGGCAUCAAGGAGGAGAUGCAGCUGGAGCGCAUGCAGGCCGUCAAGCAGCACAUCGAGGAUUUGUUGAAUGAAAUGAUUAUGGAAGAAUGUCAGUUAAAGGAAAGAAUCAAACACAACAUUGAACGUCGGCAGAAGGAACUAAAGAUACUAAGAAAUGAACUUUCAUUAGACCCCUACCUGGCUGAAGAGGGUUUGUCCAUCCUUCAGAUGGAGAAAGAGCUUCGAUUGGCAAUAGAAGCUGCAGUCAAAGAAAAAAAUGAGAGGCUGGAAGAAUUGAAGGAGCUUCAGCAAGAAGAUGAAAAGCUCUGUACAGAGCUUUUCGCCACUCCUUAUUAUAUACCCUCUGGCAGUAUUCCGAGUCGUUCACAACUGGAAGAGUUAAAAGAACAUGUUAGGACACAUUCAGAGGAAAAGAAACAACGUCUGGAAGUUUUUCUCAAACUGCAAAACGAAAUCAGGCAAUAUAAUGAAGAGAUCGGACAUGCACCUGAUUCUACUCUUGAAAAAGAGGUGCUCUCUGAUGACGAGGAAUCCUUUUGUCUUACUAAUAGGAACAUUGAAGCUCUUAAAAUACUUGUUGAUCAGUUGCAGUUGAAAAAAGAAUCUCUAAUUUCAACACGGGAGGCUCUCAAGGAGAAGGUACAACUUCUAUGGAAUAGAUUGUGCUGGCCAGUAGAGAAGCAGGAACAAUGUAAAAUGAAUAUUGAAGGUUCCAUUACUCAAGAAGUUACCAUGUGGGAAGAAGAGCUGCUACGUCUAGAAGAGCUGAAGAAAGAGAAUUUGAAGGGAAUGAUUGCAGAAAUAAGACAGGAGCUUAAUACUUACUGGGAGAAAUGUUUCUAUAGCACAGAACAAAGAUCAGCCUUUCUCCCAUAUUAUGAUGAUGACUUUACAGAAGAUCUGUUGAAGCAACAUGAUGAGGAAGUUAUAAAAAUGAAACUCCUUUAUGAGAAAAAUAAGCCUUUAUUUGAAGGUGUUGUUAAGUGGGAAACAACCUGGAAACAGUUCAUAGAGCUGGAGAAAAAAUCCACAAAUCCAAACCGACUGGUUAACAGAGGUGGUACUUUACUGAAGGAAGAGAGAGAGCGGUCAAAGAUCCACAGGCUCUUAACAAAGUUGGGAGAAGACCUGAAAAGAAGCAUUGAAAUCUGGGAAAGAGAACAAAGCUGUAACUUCUCAAUCAAGGGUCUGAGAUUCCUGGAUUACAUGGCAAAUCAGUGGGAACAGCAUGCACUUAAAAAAGAACGGGAGAGGUUAACGAAGAAACCCAUAAAAAGGCAUACUGGCUCAAAUACUCCAACUCCCUUUAAGACAAGGAAGUUGAAUACAGUCACAAAUGUAACUGUGCUGCGGGCAGCCAGCUGCACCAACCUUACCAACACAGGCACAUGUGCUGCAACUGUUUCCAAAACGCCCAUUCCAGUUUGUAAGAUGCUAUCUAAAUGCACACCACCAUCUCCCCCACAGCGCAUGCCAUUACAAGAGAACAAGCAAGCCAGCAAAUCGGACAAUCAGAUCAGCUAUUUAAACUUCACAAAGGAACUUUUGAAGCAAACAAGGAAUACCGAUGACGUAUUCAAUUCUACAGUAAAUGAAAACACAUAAUAAGGAUUCUGCCGCUUUAUGCUCUGAAAAGCCCAGCACUAAUCCCUUUGUGGAACUUGCAAGACUUGGGAGAGAAGACUUGCACUAUAUUUAUAAUGCCUCUGCUAUGACUAACUCUUGCUAGGAAAACAUUAUUUUCAUCUGUCAUUGCACUUAGAAGUAAUAUAUGUUGAAUUAGUGAAGUCCACUCCAAGCAAACUUCUGUAAGUCUUAGUGUACAGAUCAGUAUUUAUAUUUUCUGUCUUUAUUGGUGUGCCUGCAUGUGUGAACUGGUUCAUUUACUGAUGCGCAAUUGUUUUUUCUAGAGCAUUAAUGUAAAGCUUUUUUAAAACAAUGUUAAUAUUAAAGCUUUUGAACGGUCUUACUCUUAUGAUGGUCAAGAGACUUGAAUGUUUCAUGCAUUUGAUUUAUUCUGUUGUCCAGCAUUAAGCAAUUAGUCUCAAACCGUGAUGCUUUUUAAGCAAACCUAUGUAGAGAAUUAUGAAGCUAGAAUUUUUUAAAAUAGUUGAUUAGUGAUUGUAGCCAUGUCACCUCUGAACUGUUCAUUGCAGUUGUUUAAUUUCUUUGACUUUAUAGUUUUAAUAGCCGCCUUUAACUGAAAAUGUCCCUUCACAGUAACGAAGGAACUGUCUAACCUGCCCUGAAGAGAUCUGAAUAAUGUUGUGAUUAGAAUAAAAACAAUGUUUUUAUAAGUGUUUUUAAAUAUUUCUUGAGGUGUAUAUAGUGUGAUUCUGAAAAAUAUUUGUGUUGUGCUAAAAGUUAAAAUUCUUAAAUAAUAAACUGUACUAAUUAAGA
Pelodiscus sinensis (Chinese soft-shelled turtle) is the source of this 2631-nucleotide messenger RNA. The record is from RefSeq and is a predicted model, not a curated record. Lineage: Eukaryota; Metazoa; Chordata; Testudines; Trionychidae.